Molecule: messenger RNA, 1976 nt
Organism: Nasonia vitripennis (jewel wasp)
Lineage: Eukaryota; Metazoa; Arthropoda; Insecta; Hymenoptera; Pteromalidae
Gene: rswl
Product: mitochondrial ribonuclease P protein 1 homolog
Exons: 3
Coding region: 393-1745 (450 amino acids)
Biological process (GO): mitochondrial tRNA 5'-end processing; positive regulation of mitochondrial translation
Cellular component (GO): nucleoplasm; mitochondrion; nucleus
Molecular function (GO): tRNA binding
Source: RefSeq, a predicted model, not a curated record
GUGCUGCUCUUUAGGCUAUAAGCGCGCCAUCACUGCGCGUUUUAUCCUCCGAGUGUAUUCUUAUAGAUUAUAUACUGCAUAGGUGCGUGCAGAUAUUGCAGGCGAUUUUAGAAUAAGAAAAUACGCGUUAAUAACAAUCGAGGACUGCAUAAGCAAAUUGAUCGCUGUAAAAGUUAAUCGUGAAAUUUGCAUUCGGACGGUGUCGCAAUUAAAAUGAAUUACAAAUUGUAUCUUUGCGUAGCGUUAACCUAACCUCAAAUCUGAGUAAAUACAUUCCACGGUUUCAUUGUUAAGCGUUGUUGAAAAUAUAAAAAUAAAUAUUAGGCGGUGGUUUUAUUUUGUGCAGUUUCGGUUUUUUUUUUUUAUCUUAUAGAGAGAUACCGUAGUUCAGAAUGUACUCUCGUGUUCUAAGAACUGUUUUGAACGUUUCAAUAAAGUUGAAAAAUCAAAAAAUUUACAAAAACGCUGGUUUAUCAUUGCCUGCUGCGACGUUAAUAGCACAAAAAGUUUUGCCCACUUAUGGCACUACUGUGCAACACUUCUCAGAUGAUCGCAUUGAAGAUAAUUUGCUACUAGCCAAAGAUGGAUCGCAGAGAAAAAAUCAAAUUGACGAAAGGGCGCAAGCUAAGUUAAAUGAUAUGAUAGCAGAAAAACCAGAGCUUGAAAAGUUCAUAAAAAUUUUGGAGUUGGAAAUCGAUGUGCUGAGACAGAAUGGUGAAAAUGUUCCUUCAAAUUUACGACCACGGGACUGGCUAGAGCUUGUCCAACUGUCACAUAUAUCAAAAAGAAAGAAAUACUUGGAUUACCUUUUUAUAGUUGAAAAGCAGCAGGAAAAGAGGAAACAAGAGCAAGAAGAAAACAAUAUAAAGUUGGAACAAGUUAGAGAAGAAAGAAAAAAUAGAGUCCAAGAUCCUAAUGAAAUAAUAUAUAGCAUUGGGAACAAUUCUAUGUUUAGACGAUUUGUUGAACGUACAAUGAAUCAAUUAUGGAACUGGAAUUGUUUAAGAUCUAUGAUGUACGGUAACAAGAUUGUCUUUGACUGUAGUUAUGAACCUUACAUGAAGCCUCUAGAAGUAAAAAGCUGCGCCAAACAGAUAAUGGAAUCGUUUGCUAUAAAUCGUGUACACAAUUACCCAUUUGUUAUUUACUUGUGCAAUGCUAAUUUAUCAGGACCACUAAUAGAGCGACUUACAAGGUUUAUGCCAACUCUUUUUGAUGAUGACUUUCCAAUGGUAGUUACCUCAAAGUCAUAUUUGGAACUAUUUGGAAGAGAUUCGAUAGUAUAUUUGACAUCAAAUGCACCAAAAAUGUUGGAAACUUUUGACCCUGAUUCUGUUUACAUAAUUGGAGCCUAUGUAGACAAGGGUUCCAAGCAACCAGUUUCAUUGGGAAAAGCAAAAAAAGAAAAUGUGCGAAUGGCUAAAUUACCAAUUGACAAAUAUGUUCAGUUUGGUGAUGGUUCUGGCAAAGAUUUAACUCUCAAUCAAGUCAUGGGUAUCAUGUUAGAUGCACAAACAGGUGAUUGGGAAAAGGGUAUGCUACAUGUACCUAGGAGAAAAACUUAUGAAGCCAGAAUGUACUCAUUAGAGAAAAAAUUACAAAGGGAUAUCUCAUACAGGUCAAGGAAGCUCGAAGAAGAGGGUAUUGAAGGUUACAAAUCCACUAGACCCGUUCUUCAGUCAUCAGGUGUAAACGAUUAUAGUCACGCAGCCCGUGCAAAAAUGCGUGAGCAAUGGAACAAGUGAUAAUAUGAUAGGAAUGAUAAGCCAUGUGUAAAAUAGUUAUAAAACAUAAUAGUUUUUAAAGUAAUGACUUUAUAUUAUAUAAGCAAUUACAUUUUUGUUUACAAAAAAUUUCGUUACAAUAUUUUCAUAAAAUUCUUCAAAAAUGUAUUAUAAAAAGUCUUGUAGUUCUCCAAAAUCGUGGAGGAUUGUAUAUAAAUAAAUACAUAAGAGAAUUAAAUUCGACCUAUGACA